Chara braunii is the source of this 1292-nucleotide messenger RNA. The record is from the annotation of a GenBank genome assembly. NCBI's taxonomy places the organism in Eukaryota, Viridiplantae, Streptophyta, Charophyceae, Charales, Characeae.
AUGGAAGAGUUAAUACAGACACUCAAGGUGAUGGCUGCUGGAAAAGUUCCAGGGAGGAAUGGCCUAACUGUUGAGUUUUUUUUAUGUUGCUGGGAGUCAAUGGGCCCGACCCUGGUAGAAGUCUAUAACAAGGUCUUAACGGGGGAUAAGUUGGGGGAAGCCAUGACACAGGGAGUCAUUUCACUGAUGUUCGAAAAGGGAGAUAAGGCAAAUGUCAGGAACUACCGACCGAUCUCCCUUGUGAACGUGGACUAUAAGAUAUUGGCAAAGACGAUGGCAUUGCGUCUGGAUAAGAUCCUGCCAAGACUAGUGGAGGGAGAUCAAAGGGCGUUUGUCCAGGGCCGUUCAAUCUUCCUGAAUAUUUUGACAGCAAUUGAAUCGGUGGAAGUCAUCCUCUCAGAAAACAGAGACAUGACGGUACUCCUACUAGAUCUAGAGAAAGCGUAUGACCGUGUUGGCUGGUCGUUCGUGCUGACAACGUUGAGGAAGAUGGGGUUCGGAGACAACUUCUGCAGGUGGGUGAUUGCGAUGUUCACAAGCGCCUCUUGGACAGUACAGGUCAACGGUCACCUCUCCAGUCCAUUUCAACUCUCUAGAUCUCUGCGACAGGGGUGCCUGCUGGCCCCACUCCUGUUCAUGCUGCAGCUGGAAAUUCCACUUAAUUGCAUCCGGAAACACCCAGCGAUAAGAGGAAUUCCACUAGGGGAAGGGAGGGAAUGCCGGGCGAAAGCACUUGCAGACGAUCUGUUUCUGGUGUCAGAGAACACGCAGGGGUCACUGGUGGCGAUCAAGGAUGUGCUACAGGACUACUCGAUGUUGUUCAAAGCGCAAGUGAACUGGGAUAAAUCUUCGUACAUGCUCCCCGAAGACUUUGCGCUGGCAGUAGAGUGGGGGAUGCACAGAGUGGACUCAGCGGAAGGAGAACGUUUCCUCCGGGUCUACAUUAGCCUACAGCUGAUGAGUUUAGUGCAAGGACUCAUACUACAGCAUAGGGUCACGGCAAAACUCAGGAUCUAGGGAUUGGCCUGGCACCUAUCGUUGUUCAAGCGGGCAUUGGAAAUAAAUAUGGCAUUGUUUUCCUUGCUGUGGUUUGUGGGAUUGGUGAGGGAAAUAGUUGGGCCAGUGCUGGCAGAGAUCAGAAGAUUGGUCACGAGGUUCCUCUGGAAACCGCGAGCACAGAGUGAGGAAGGUUUUCUGGUGAAAGUAGCAUGGGACUUGGUUACACAGGAGAAGGACAAGGGUGGCUUGGUCCUAACCGACCCCCAUUGCAAGAAUCAAGCGCAGUUGAGAUC